Molecule: messenger RNA, 1945 nt
Organism: Solanum stenotomum
Lineage: Eukaryota; Viridiplantae; Streptophyta; Magnoliopsida; Solanales; Solanaceae
Product: probable ADP-ribosylation factor GTPase-activating protein AGD11
Exons: 9
Coding region: 345-1532 (395 amino acids)
Molecular function (GO): phospholipid binding; GTPase activator activity
Source: RefSeq, a predicted model, not a curated record
ACAGAAAUAAUUGAAAUAUUCAUAGAUACAAUUCAUUCCUUUUUUUUUUAUUUCAAAUUCUGUUUUACAUCCAAUCAACGUAUUAUCCAUUAACUUGUGAAUUGGACAAGGAAAUCUAUAGAAUAAGUCAAUGUUGAGAGUCCCAAUUCAUUACAAAAACUCCAAUAAUUGCCUUGUUUGAACACGAAUGUUCAAAGUUUUGUUUUUAUUUUUCCUUUGAUAUAAUCAUAUAUGUUGGCAAUGGAUGGAUGAAAUUGUUUUGGUGUGGUGACAUUUGCGAAGAGAAGAUGAAUUAUUGAGAAUUGUAGAGCUUUCUGGGAUAUUCAAUUUAGAGGAAACCCAAAAUGUCUAUUCAUCAUCAGGGAAAUGUUGAUAGCAACAAUGUUACAGGUUCUUGCCUUUACGAACUUCUGCAAAUGGAAUCAUCUGCAAAUUGUAGCGGUCAUCAACCAGAAAGACGAAACCGUUCUUCAAGUCCUCGACAUAGACUACAGAGGCUGUUGAGUGAAUCUGGCAAUAGAUUUUGUGCAGAUUGUGGAUCUCCAGAUCCAAAAUGGGUAUCAAUAAAUCUUGGAGUUUUUAUAUGUAUCAAGUGCUCCGGAGUACAUCGAAGCCUUGGAGUGCACAUAUCAAAGGUUCUGUCAGUGAAGCUCGAUGAGUGGACAGAUGACCAGGUUGAUAGUAUGAUAGAGAUGGGUGGAAAUAGUGCAGCAAAUAUGAAGUAUGAAGCUGCCAUUCCUGAUAGUUACAGGAAGCCCAGACCCGAGGCUUUGAUAGAAGUGCGUACUGACUUUAUCAGGAGAAAAUAUGAGCUGCAGCAAUUUCUAAACUCUGAUGAACAGAUGAUUUGCCCCUUCCCACCGUCAUCGUCUUCACAUUACAAUUCUUUAAGCCUUACUUGUAGUUUGGCUCUGGAUAAGAGGAAUUAUGAGAAACAAUCGACUGGACAUCGCAUCCAUGGCAUAGGGCAUGCAUUUCGCAAUAGCUGGAGACGGAAAGAAUCUGAACAUAGAAGCACCAAGAAAAGUAAUUCAAUGGCAGGUAUGGUUGAGUUCAUAGGAUUGAUAAAAGUCAAUGUGGUGAGAGGGACCAACCUAGCUGUCCGUGAUGUUGUAACAAGUGAUCCUUACGUAAUUCUCUCCUUGGGAAGCCAGUCCGUCAAGACACGUGUUAUAAAGAACAAUCUUAACCCAGUCUGGAAUGAAAAGCUAAUGUUGUCAAUUCCAGAAAAUGUUCCUCCUUUGAAAAUGCUAGUCUACGACAAGGAUACAUUUACAACGGACGACUUCAUGGGGGAAGCUGAGAUUGAUAUCGAGCCCCUUGUUACUGCAGCAAAAGCAUCUGAAAAUUCAACACUUAGUGAAUCAAUGCCGCUUGGGAAAUGGAAAGCUAGCAAAGACAACACUCUAGUUAAAGAUGGCAUGAUUAGUCUAAUAGAUGGAAAAGUGAAACAAGAGAUCAGUGUGAAGCUACAGAAUGUUGAAAGGGGAGUACUUGAGAUUGAGCUUGAAUGUGUUCCUCUCACGCAAUAGCAGGUGCAAGUAAUGGAAACAAAGUAUGAGGAUCCUGUAUCUUAGCCAAAGUUGGAGCUUCUGAUUACAUUUGAGUUGGUCAAGGGCUUCAAACAUAGACCCCAUAGGAGAAGAAAAUGCAACAUGCAGGGAAAGUAUACUGAAAUUAGUUACCAUUGCCAGAAUUUCUUGUCUGGAUUAGUCGCAAAAAGUGAAUUAUGCUCGUUACACAUGGCUGAAAUGGUGAAGGGUCGACCAGUUGAAUAGGCAAGUGUAGACUGCGGUAGAAAUGCAAGGAAAUCCAGAAUCACACCAUCAUCCAACUUUUUCUGUUAUAUUAGACUUUUGAUAUUGCUAGGGCAAGAGAACAUUCUAAUGAACUGUAUGUACCUGUUCUAAACAAAAUAACCAUUUGUCUGGCUUUGUUAAUGCUC